CCAGAGGGUCGGCCUCGCAGCGCCCCCGGCACCCACCGCAAACCCUGACGGCACGCUCCCCCUCCGAGAGAUCACCGCCGAGCCCGCUUCGCUCGGCCGCGCGGGGGGAGGAUGCUGACCGCUCCGGCCGAGGAGCCCCCGAGGGCGCGGGCGGCGAGCCCCCGGGGCCGCGCGCCCGGCGGCGGCGGCGGCGUGGAGCUCCGGCUCCCGGGGGCGGCCAGCCACGCGGCGGGCGGGGAGGACUCGCCGCAGCAGCCCCGCAGGCGCGGCCGCUCCCAGAGCGCGCAGCCGGCCGAGAGCGCGCAGCCAGACCUCCAGCGCGAGAGGACGCCGCAGUACCACUUCGCGGACGACGACGAGACCCCCACGCCCCACGGCGAGAAGUCCUUGACUGGCUCGACUGGUCCAGGGCCCGCCCACCUGUAUUCGAGGGGGUCGACCCUCAGGUCGUCCGGGAGCACCAUCGCGGAGACAAGCGCGCGUUGGCAGAGGGAGCACUCCACCGGGUGGCAGCCGUACAGCAAAGGCGUUGCCAGGAAGAUCGAGGCCGCCUUCCUGGCCGGGGAGUCCAAGGUGCGCCUCAGGCUGGUCCGCCCGGCAGGCGACGAGCAGAAGGAGGACCAGCCCUACCCCAUGGUAGAGAUCUUCUUCAACGACAUGGUCCAGCACGACCCAUGGAGCGACCGCAGGCACCGCGUGCGGCGGUGCGGGCCCACGGGCCUGCUGUUCCACGCCCAGUGGGCCCUGGGCAGGCUGAGGCACCUGGCCAGCACGGGGCGCUGGCGGCUCGAGGCGCAGGAAGAGUACGAGGCGCGCCGCGACGCCGUGACGGAGCAGAUCCUCGCCCUCCUGGAGAAGAAGGAGGAGGACGUCAACACCUUCUGGAUGCGGCACCGGUCGUCGAACAACGGCUCGCAUUCCUCCGUGCGGAGCUUCGUUCCCCCGUCCUCGAACAUCGAAAACAGGUGGGCCAGAGUCGCCACGACUCAGUGGUUCUUCUUCAUGUCCAUGUUGAUGGUCGUGGUAAAUGCUGCAUGGAUAUGGGUCGACACCGACAGUCACCGUUGCGACGGCUUCGUCCACGCAGAGAUGGAAGUUCAGAUGGUCGAGGUCUUGUUCUCAUUAUACUUCAGCGCAGAACUGCUCAUCCGAUGGAAGGCAUACAAUCACAGGUCGGAAGCACUGUGUGAUAGAUGGUUCUUGUUCGAUGCAUUUCUGGUGGCUCUAAUGUUUGUGGAGAUUGUUGUGCUGCCAACGAGCGCGGCUGUUAUCAAUUCAGGCACCAGCGACACCGGCACCGACAUAGGGGUAUUCCACACGUUGAGAUUGUUGAGGCUCUCUCGGAUAGCGCGGUUGUUGCGAGCGAUACCAGAGUUGAUGAUGCUCGUUAGGGGCAUCGCGGCUUCGCUGCGGACAGUCUCAUUCACAGUGAUACUGUUGAGCGGAUUGCUCUUCAUUUUCGCCAUAGUAUUCAAGACCCAGGUGAAAGGCGACCCUUUGGAGGACGAUCUGUUCCCAAGCGUUUUCAAAUCAAUGAUGACGCUAUUGAUGCAUGGAACACUGUUGGACAGCCCGAGUGUGCUCUAUUUGGAGAUUGCAGAUAAGUGGCCAGAGCUCUUAUUCGCCUUUCUGGUAUUCAUAUUCAUGAGCAGUUUUACUGUACUUAAUCUGCUUAUUGGUGUUUUGUGCGAUGUCGUCCAUAAGGUGUCUGCCAAGGAUCAUUCCGAUAAUCAGGCGAAAUUCCUGAUUGAUAACUUGCUGAAUAUCCUGAAUGAUUUCGAUACGAGCGGGGAUCGCCACAUCAGCAGGGUAGAGUUCAACGUCCUCAUGCAGUGCCCUGAGACUCACGAUGUCUUGACGAAGUUCGGCACGGACCCAGAAAGCUUGAUACUGUUGGCCGACCAGAUUUACGACUGCGACGCGGACGGACUCUUAAGUUUCAAGGAGUUCUUCGACGUGGUGAUGAGGCUGCGCGGCGGCAACAGCGCGCGGGUCAAAGACAUGGUGGAGCUCCGGAUCUUUGUCGCGCAGCAGAUGGAGUCGCUGGGCCGGCAGAUCGCCAAGGUGAGCCAGCGCGAGGGCGCGGACGGGACCCGGGCGGCGUCAAAGUCCUGGGCCUUGUGCGGCAGCCGUGGCCUCGCCGAGCGGCUCGCCCCCGCCUCGGAGCCGCACAGCAACACCGAAGCCCGCGCCGCGUCCCGCAGGCCGAGCGACGUGCAGGUGACGGCCACCGCGGGCGUCGACGCGGACAAGAAGCUGGACGAGAUCUUGGCCGGCCUGCACGCGCUGCAGGACGAGCAGCGGGCCCUCCGGGCGGAGGUCGCCGGCCUCUGGGGCGCGGUCGCGGGCAUGCCUCCGCCCCGCGGCUGGGCGCUCGCCCCGGACCACCCGCCGGCCAGCGGCGGCGGCCCCCCGCCAGCGGUGUGGGGUGGCUCGCGCGGCGGGUGACCGACAGGCCCCCUCGCCACCCUCGAGGCCCUCGGGCUGGCGGCGCCAACGACGCCACCCCGCCCUCGUCGGGAUGGAUGUCGCCGGGGGUGCCGCCGCAGGCGUGAGCGAGGAGGAGGGCGAAGCGAAGCGGAGCGAGCUCCGGAGUCGUGCGCGCUCCGAUUGGUGGGAGCCCGCCCGUGCCUGUGAGGGCAUGGUUUGGAGGGCGUGGCUUCAGCUUUCUUGCAGCACGUGAGGUCACGCCACGUGGCACUUCUCGGCUGCAUCGCUUCGGCUGCCGGGCCAUUCGCGGCGGCAUGCCGGCAUGCCGAGAGUGGUCGCCGCGCCCGGCCGUCAUUGUUGGGCGGCCCGAUGGUCACGGACCGGCACGGACAGCGGAUACUCCUUGUAGUCCCAGAGGGUGGA
Messenger RNA from Prorocentrum cordatum, 2853 nucleotides. NCBI's taxonomy places the organism in Eukaryota, Dinophyceae, Prorocentrales, Prorocentraceae. The record is from the annotation of a GenBank genome assembly.